Molecule: messenger RNA, 2415 nt
Organism: Menidia menidia (Atlantic silverside)
Lineage: Eukaryota; Metazoa; Chordata; Actinopteri; Atheriniformes; Atherinopsidae
Source: the annotation of a GenBank genome assembly
AUGUCAACAAGGCCCCCACUGGUGCAAGUGAUUGAAAAUUCAGCUGGGCAGGAGCAGAAGUCGUCAUCAGGCCGAUUCAGCAUGCCGCGAUGUCGGAACUCGGUGGUUACGACCACAUCAGAUGAGCAGCCACACAUCGGUACCUAUCGGUUACUGAAAACCAUCGGCAAAGGCAACUUCGCCAAGGUCAAACUGGCCCGGCACGUCCUGACUGGAAAAGAGGUGGCUGUAAAGAUCAUAGAUAAGACACAGCUCAACUCUUCCAGUUUGCAAAAGCUCUUCCGGGAGGUGAGAAUCAUGAAGAUGUUGAAUCACCCCAACAUAGUGAAGCUCUUUGAGGUGAUAGAGACAGAGAAGACUUUGUACCUGGUAAUGGAGUACGCAAGUGGAGGAGAGGUCUUUGAUUACUUGGUGGCCCACGGCCGGAUGAAGGAGAAGGAAGCACGUGCCAAAUUCAGACAGAUCGUGUCAGCUGUGCAGUAUUGCCAUCAGAAGUGUAUAGUUCACAGAGACCUCAAGGCAGAGAACCUUCUGCUGGACGCAGACAUGAACAUCAAGAUAGCAGACUUUGGCUUCAGUAAUGAGUUUACUCUCGGGAACAAGCUGGACACUUUCUGUGGCUCCCCGCCCUACGCAGCUCCGGAGCUCUUCCAGGGGAAGAAGUACGAUGGGCCUGAAGUGGACGUGUGGAGCCUGGGAGUAAUCCUCUACACGCUGGUCAGCGGCUCCCUGCCAUUUGAUGGACAAAACCUCAAGGAACUGAGGGAGCGUGUGCUGCGUGGUAAAUACAGGAUUCCUUUCUACAUGUCCACCGACUGUGAGAACUUGCUUAAAAAGUUCCUGAUCCUGAAUCCUUCCAAAAGAGGCAGCCUCGAGCAGCAGAUAAUGAGGGACCGAUGGAUGAAUGUGGGCUAUGAGGAGGAGGAGCUCAAACCCUACAUUGAACCCCAGCCAGAUUAUAAGGACCCCAGGAGAACAGACAUCAUGCUGCAGAUGGGAUAUUGUCAAGAGGAGAUCCAGGACUCAUUGGUGAACCAGAAGUAUAAUGAAGUGAUGGCGACAUACCUGCUUUUGGACUAUAGGAACUCUGAGCUGGAAGAAGGUUGUAUCAAGCCACGGCUAGGAAGUGAUGUAAGCAACAUAAAUGCACCCUCCCCGUCUCACAAGGUACAGCGCAGCGUGUCAUCCAACCAGAAGCCUCAGAACCGCAGAGCCACUGACCAGGGCUCCUCCUACUCCAAGAGGGGAGGGCAGGCAGACAACCGCUCUGCAGUUGAUGAAUCUGGGAGGAAAAGUUCUUCAGGCAGCUCUACUACCAAGGUGCCGGCCAGCCCUCUGGUCCCCUCUGACCGCAAGAAAAGUGCUACGCCCUCCACUAAUAGCAUCCUGUCCACCGGCACCAGUCGCAGUCGGAACUCUCCGCUGACUGAGAGAGCCACGCUGGGCCAGAGUAUUCACAACGGAAAGGACAGCCUAAACACUCCGGGCUCCCGUGCGUCCACUGCCUCAGCUGCUGCCGUCCUCUCCUCCUCCUCCUCCUCCUCCUCCUCGCGUUCCCGCCACCACAAGUCCCUGUCCUCCUCCAAUCAUCCAUGCCCCUUUGACCAGCACGCACCACGGGCCAGUGCUGCUCCGCAGCGGGCGCCCGGUGCCUCCCCGUCUGCCCACAACAUCAGCAGCGCAGCAGCGUCGGACCGAACCAACUUCUCCAGAGGGGUGGCCAUCCGCAGCACGUUCCACGCAGGCCAGCAGCGGGGCGCCCGGGACCAGCAGGGCUCGGCCUACCCCGGCGGCCCGGCCUCCCCAUCACUCUCCCAUGGCAACAGCCAGGCCCGCCAGACACACGGGGCCACAGGGAUUUUCAGCAAGUUCACUUCCAAGUUUGUGCGCAAAAAUCUCUCGUUCAGGUUUCCAAGAAGUCCGUAUGAGGGAGAGGGUCGGGAUGAGGGAAGCAGGUCGGUGCUGAGCAGUGCCGUGGACAAGUCGGAGAAGACGUCAGGCGGCGUUCUCUCCUCCUCUUCCAACAACGACGAGAACAACUCCUCGCCAGGAUCUGGGAACACCGGUGGCACGGGAACCCCUCCGGCCAACGCCAGCCAGAAGGACCCCGGGAAGCCGCGCUCGCUGCGCUUCACCUGGUCCAUGAAGACCACCUCCUCCAUGGAGCCGGCGGAGAUGGUGCGGGAGAUCCGCAAGGUGCUGGAGUCCAACAGCUGCGAGUACGAGAUGCGCGACAGCUACAUGGUCAUGUGCAUGUCGGGCAACCCGGGCUGCGACAACUUCGUCCAGUGGGAGAUGGAGGUGUGCAAGCUGCCCCGCCUCUCCCUCAACGGCGUGCGCUUCAAGCGCAUCUCGGGCACCUCCAUCGCCUUCAAGAACAUUGCCUCCAAGAUCGCCAACGAGCUGAAACUGUGA